AUGGGGAUGGUGAGGAGGACCAAUGAGAGCCACCUAAAUGGUUUCAUCCUGUUGGGGUUUUCUGAUCAUCCUCAGUUACAGAAGGGUCUAUUUGUGGUCAUAUUGGUCCUGUAUCUACUGACAAUUUUGGGGAACACCACCAUCAUUCUGUUAUCUUGCUGGGAAGCCAAACUCCACACGCCCAUGUAUUUCUUCCUUUCUCAUCUCUCCUUCUUGGACCUCUGCUUCACCAGCAGUGUUAUUCCCCAGCUCUUGGUAAACCUGUGGGAUCCCAUGAAAACCAUCACCUAUUGGGGCUGUGUGACUCAGCUCUAUGUCUCCCAUGCCCUGGGUUCCACCGAGUGUGUCCUCCUGGCUGUGAUGUCCUAUGACCGCUAUGUGGCUGUCUGCCGACCCCUUCAUUACACUGUCUUAAUGCAUCCUCGACUGUGUCACAUCCUGGCAUCCAUGGCAUGGCUCAGUGGAGUGGUGACUACUCUGGUACAGUCAACACUCACCAUGCAGCUGCCCUUAUGUGGGCAUCGACAAGUGGAUCACUUCAUUUGUGAGGUCCCUGUGCUUAUCAAGCUGGCUUGUGUGGACACCACAUUCAACGAGGCUGAGCUCUUUGUGGCUAGUAUCCUCUUCCUUAUUGUGCCUGUGUCGUUCAUCUUGGUAUCCUAUGGCCACAUUGCGCAAGUGGUGUUGAGGAUCCAGUCAGUCAUUGGGAGACAGAAAGCAUUUGGGACCUGCUCCUCCCACCUGAUGGUCGUUGUCCUCUUCUAUGGAACCAUCAUCUUCAUGUAUCUGCAGCCGGCCAAGAGUAGAUCCAAGGACCAGGGAAAGUUUGUUUCCCUCUUCUACACUGUGGUGACCCCCAUGCUUAACCCUCUUAUUUAUACCCUGAGGAACAAUGAGGUCAAAGGGGCACUAAAAAAAAUUCUGGGGAACAUUCUAGGAAUAAAUAUUACAUGA
Molecule: messenger RNA, 954 nt
Organism: Carlito syrichta (Philippine tarsier)
Lineage: Eukaryota; Metazoa; Chordata; Mammalia; Primates; Tarsiidae
Product: olfactory receptor 2G2
Exons: 1
Coding region: 1-954 (317 amino acids)
Biological process (GO): G protein-coupled receptor signaling pathway
Cellular component (GO): membrane
Molecular function (GO): olfactory receptor activity; G protein-coupled receptor activity
Source: RefSeq, a predicted model, not a curated record